AUGCCAGCUCUAGGUAUUCGUCAUCCAAGUGGUCACAAAGUCACAGUGGAGUUAUCGCCAUCAGCACCACUUAUUCAGGCACUUGAAAAGGCAUGUAGGAUGAGGGGUUUGGACCCAUCAAAAUACCGUUUGAGUCAUAAUGGACAUCCAGUGGAUUUAUCUCAGUCAUUCAGACUUUCUGGUCUUGUUAAUCAUGCUGACUUAGAGCUUGUUUUGUCAGAUACACGUGAUCAACAUCAGUCUAUUGUACGUAUUUGUUUUCGUUUCGAUAAUGGUCAACGUGUGGAAUGGAGUGGUAGUUCUGAUACGUUUAUUUGGUCAGUUCUUGAACAAUUAGCACCCAACAAUUCACGCAUUGAAGAAAUAAUGUCUUCAGACCUUAUUACAUCUGGUAUUAGUUGCCCAGCGGUAAUCUAUUUUCAAGAAAAGGUGGUUGGUGAGGCCAGUUUACGGACAACUACACUAGCUAACCUGGGUAUUAUCCGCGGUUCAGCACUGCUACAGUUAGAUACUGUUCCGUGCACGUCAAAAACGGAUCCAUCUUCUCAAUACUGUGCAUCAAUUGAAUCUUCAAAGAUAAUCACCAGUAAAGAUGGUAACAUUGUUGAAAAUAUGGAAUUGGAUACUCCAAUGCAUCAGGAUAUAUCAAAUAAAGAUACGCAUACAACUGAUAAAAACAUUCUAGAAUCGCGGAUAAACUCAGCCUCACCACAUUUCGGCAAUGCCAAACCGCAGUUGGCAACUUCAUCAAACCAAGUAAUUGAGAGUGAUCACGACUAUGACAACUUAAAUAAUAUCCCAGAAAUCACUCCUAUGGAUGAAAGUACCUUCACAGGGUUUGUUUCACCAUUCAGUGUGUUUGCUGAUCGCCCAUCAACUUCUGCGUUUGCUAAUGUUGGACAAAUAGAAACCAGAGAUCCUCCAGGUGAACAGAAUAAACAACCUCGAACUGAAUUCAAGUUUCCUGCCCAAACUGAAGGUGAAAAUUUAAACUCAAAAGUCUCUAAUCCGGAUGAGGAGUCACCAGGAGACAGUACUGUAGAUCGUGAAGUGGUUAUCUUUCGUCGGUCAGAUAAUGUGCUUUCUGGAAAAGAUGUCACUGAAGAUUUACCGGAUGAAUUUUUUGAGCAUACUGAAGAGGAUGUUCGUAGGUUGUUACGCUCAUACCACAAUGAAUGGGCAAGUUCUGAACCGCUUCAAACCGCAGCUAUGCGUUCUGAAGCUCAUCGAAAAUACUAUACCAGAUAUUCAAGAGCUGUUAUACAAUUUCAUUGGAUUGACAGUAUUAUUGUUCAAGCGUGUUUCUCUCCAAGUGACAAAGUAUCAGAACUAUAUGGCUUCCUUCGUGGUCUUCAUCGCAAUGCUAAGUAUAAUUUCCAAUUGUAUACAACGCCGCCUAAACUUUUCCUCUCUGAUAAGAAUAUUACAUUGGUUGAAGCGAAUUUAGUACCGUUAUCAAAAGUAUUUUAUGAUCCUAUUGAAACACGAGCUGAAGAUGUACUUCUACCAGAUGUAUUGGAGAAAAUCACUGAAGGGAAUUUUGCGAAAGCUCAGUCGAUCGUUUCCAAGUGGAUGACAAAUUUAAAAUCACGGUUAUCAGAGCCAUCCAGUUCUUCAGGACGACGUCAGUCUGCUCGAAGAGAGCCGGAACAACGUGUCUCCGAUUCAUGCAGUCUACCAAAAUGGUUGAGAUUAGGAAAAUGA
Molecule: messenger RNA, 1704 nt
Organism: Heterobilharzia americana
Lineage: Eukaryota; Metazoa; Platyhelminthes; Trematoda; Strigeidida; Schistosomatidae
Source: the annotation of a GenBank genome assembly